This is a messenger RNA of Dentiscutata heterogama, 1148 nucleotides long. NCBI's taxonomy places the organism in Eukaryota, Fungi, Glomeromycota, Glomeromycetes, Diversisporales, Gigasporaceae. The record is from the annotation of a GenBank genome assembly.
AUGUUUACAAAUAUUGCACGAUGUAAAUAUGACGAAGCUAAUGUGGCAAUCAUGAAUGCAUUCAAUCCUAUGGCGCAACAAUUUCAAGCAUUGUUGCAACAAGUAAAUACUGGUGUUGUCCACGAUUAUUUGACAAUUUUAGAUGUCAUUGAGACCAAGUUUGCUUGGUUAGUGUACAUGAUUGGAGGUCUUAUCGGGGGUAGACAGACUUAUGUUAGUACGGAAGAUCAAGAUUUGAUCGAUGGCGAACUAACAUGUAAAGUUGUGAAUCUUUUAACUGCAGUCAAGUCAUGGAAUGGCCCGCGUGGCAAUGAUACUGGCUAUGAAAAAUUAGAAUUAGCUUUUAUAUACUUCUUUCAACAAUUUCGAAAAAGCUAUAUUGGUGAAAGUGCCCAAAAAAUAUCAAAGGUAUACAGUAAAUUAUCCGAUCAACUUGGAAUUAAUGAUCAGACAAUGCUUCUAGAUUUAAUUGUGCAAAAAAUAGGAUCAAAUCUUAAUAUGUGGGCUCAAUGUUCAAAGAUAGUUCAACGGACUGUGGCUCUCUUUAAUGAUUUGGCCGGAGGUUCUGUUAGAUUACUCCGCAAUAUUCCAACUACACAGUUCAUUAUCCAAAAACAUACUGUUAAAGAUUUUCCAUUUCUUGACGCUCAGAAUAACCUACGGACGCGUAUGAUAUAUUAUUCAGCACUUUCUAGAAUAUUAUUUGCUGAUGAUAAUGUUGAACGAGAUUUUGAGGAAUUUGUCAGGCCUUGGGAUAUUACAAUGGCUCAACUCGGUGCUUUAAAUUCUUUUGAAGCUUUUAGACAACCGGCUGUUAAAGCAACACUCUCAGGAAUAUUCCGUGAUUUGAGAGGAUUCCUUUCAGCAAUUCAAGGCCGAAAGAAUUUUUUGAUUUUUUUUGAAUGGUUUUAUCCUAACUAUAUGCAGAUCCUUUGUCGUGCGCUAGAGGCUUGGUCUGAUGACGUAUUAGCCAUUACAAUUCUAAAGUUCUUCCUCGAAUUUGUAAAUAACCGAACACAAAGAUUGAAUUUUGAUAUCUCAUCACCGAAUGGUAUAUUAUUAUUUAGAGAAACAAGCAAAGUGAUAUCUACAUAUGGGCAUCAAAUUAAAAAUCGCCCUCUAAUGAGUCUUGACAAAUACAUUGAAAA